Molecule: messenger RNA, 9189 nt
Organism: Dermacentor silvarum
Lineage: Eukaryota; Metazoa; Arthropoda; Arachnida; Ixodida; Ixodidae
Product: P2R1A-PPP2R2A-interacting phosphatase regulator 1
Exons: 11
Coding region: 530-1426 (298 amino acids)
Molecular function (GO): protein serine/threonine phosphatase inhibitor activity
Source: RefSeq, a predicted model, not a curated record
CCUUUUGUGCCUGUUUCUGUCGAGAGCUUCCUUGGCGCGCCGCGUGAGCUUCCAUCGCGCUCGCGUUCCGCAGCAUUCUUUUUCCUAACCAAAACUUGAAACUCGAUACAAGAUCUCAAAAGUAUCGUCUCAUUCUGUCCACCGAGACAGAAAGCUUAAUGUCAAUUCUCGUGCGUCGUUUUCGGUAUGGGCUCUCGCGAAUUGCUAAAUGAUCGAGGAGAUACCGGCCGACGAGGAAAGGACAGAUGGGGGGGCAUGUCUACUUCGCUGCUUUCCGCUCGCGCAGCCGUUCUCCUCCGGAGCGCUCUGGCUUGGCGGACGACUGACAGCAGAACAGUUAGCUAGGCGUGCUUCACUACUAUUAGCAGCACUCCGUUUCUAUAGUGCGAUUCUGUGCUGUUUAACCUCGUCCCACGAUUGUGGUGUUAAAUCUGUGAGCGCCCAACCGUUGAACGUCUUGUGGUCCUUGAAAAGGCAAGUACAUGAGGUGCAGAUGAAGACUGCAGCAUAAAUCAACACGCCUAGCAGAAUGGAUGUGGACCCACCACCGCCUCUCGGCACAGGCUCUAACCUAAAGCGUUCGUCGAGUGCGCCCAUGAUCAAUGUUUUGGGAAACACGCCCACAUUCAGGGAGGCUCUCUCUCCGCUGGUGCUAAGCAUCCCACGAACGAGGCGCUUCAGUGCAAGCUUCAGUCCCAACCACUCACCUUCGUCGCCACUAGCUGCAGUACCAUCCCGUGUGAGCCAAAUCAAGCAUGAAGAGGGCAUGGACGUCAUGAUCAGGGAGACUGCCCACGAAAAGGAGGUGCAGUCAAAGCUACAGAUAUCGCAAUCCUGGGAUGACCUGUCUUUGGGUGACAGCUGCCUAGGCGAUGGAGGCAAGCGGCCCCGGUCCCUCACCGACCCCCUUCACAUCUUUACACCGCCCCCGGGCAUCUGCAAUUCCCCCUCGCCAACACGCGCUGGCAAGCAAUGCUUUUCGCCAUCUAUGUGUGCUUCAAGCAAGCAAGCGUUUUCUCCUAGUCCCAGCCCCAGUCCUACAAGGAAGGCAUUUGCAACAAGAAGUCAAAGCCCCAUCACGCUCAGGCCAAGCCAAUUUCCUGUCAAACGAAAAUUUGACAUGGAGAUGGACCAGGGAGACUCAUUGCCUAUGCCAUCAAAGCGACUCAACCUCUCUGUUGGGCCACAAGACAUGUCAGUGUCACACAUGCUGCACCACAGCUUGUCACAGAGCAGCCUAGAGGCGAUGAGCAGCCCUGAGCAAACAGUGCCACAAGACAUGGGUGACUCCCUGUCAAGCAGCAGUGGCUCCCCUGGGUGCCCCUCAGUCUUCCACCAACACCAUCCGUCUUCCUCCUCCAGUGUACGAUCACCCCUAGCGCCCGUUGUCUCCAUUGACAGCACCUGCAACAUGGAAGACUCCUAACUCUGCCUUCCCACCUCUUCUUCUGUUUCACUCACUCCUUAGUUACAUCCUCCACCUCCUUAGUUGUUGCAUUGCUUUUUCCCCUGAUUGUCACCUCCAUUCCUGGUCACCUCCUGCCAACUAGAACCCCUAGAUGUAAGCUUCUUUCCAGACUCUUCUAGACUAUGGCCAAAGUUGCACACUCUAUUUUAAGAGCCAUGUUUCAACUGUCUUGCUAUAUUAGCUGUCUUUUUGAACCAUCUCGUCAGGUCCUUGACAGAAAUUGGUGCUCUGAGGCAUUGGCAGUUCGCUUGCAGACCUGCGUGUCGCUAGAUGCAGAGCUGUAGUGCGUGAGCAUGCAUAUGCAUAAAGAGGUUUGGUCAAAUUGUGCGUGCUGCAAGAAAUAUCUUAGCAUCCAAACAUGCUUGGAGAACGGGAGUGUUUGUGUGGGCGCAUGCUGCAUCUGAGACACACAGCCUCAUUCCAAACACACUUGUAACACACCUUUAGGCUUCUGAAGGCUGCGGCAAAGGCUAGAGACGUAGCACAUGAUACUAGCGCCAUAAUGUCAUGGGCUUCACACCCGUCUCGUAAAAGAUUGAUUGAAGGUUACAGUAUAGAGUAGUGAACACGUCUGUGGAAUCGCCACAUUCGUCUUCCGCAUUUGCUAUCCGCUGCUGUCGGGCUCCAAGUGCUGGUGAUGCCACUGAUGGUGGCUCGGAGCAUGCAUUCUUGUGGCUCUGUCUGCAGUCUUUUGAUGAGUAUGGAAUGAAGUGUACAGGGGCUCCCCCCUACCCACCCUUGGCCCAUUUUGCCCACAUUCUCUCUUUCUGCUGGCACGUUGAUGAUGGUGUUGAGAGCAGGACUUCCUGUGCUUCCAGGCAACCUGCAUAUACAGGGUUGUCAUCUUCAAGAAAGAAGUACCCUUUCAUCACUGGGGCUUCCCCGAUGACUGUCAACUACCUGCAAGCAAACUGCCUCACUCAUCAUGCAGUGCCUCACAGUGUGUACGCAAGAGUUGACAACGAGCACUGCCUCGGGAUAUUCAAGCGGAUAUAUACUCCUGGUUUUUGCUUGUGUCUUAGUUGUUAUAUUUAUUGUUCGAAAGAAUUCCUUUUGUUAGAGCUUGGACUGUGCCCCCUUGACUUUCUUUUUGCAGUCCCGGCAAUGGGAGACUUGUGUUAAGAAAACUUGCAAAACACUACAACGAAUGCUGUUGCUGUAUAUCCUUAUGCAUGUCUGUUCUGAAAUGCCCUGUUUCACCCUUGACUGCUGUGCAAAACACUUGCUUCAACAUCGGUGGAGUUGUACAUGCCGCCACUUGCAAGCCACGCGGCAAUUGCCUCAAUCCUGGUUGGUCUGCAAAGCAAGCAUUAUUGGGCAGCAAAAAAUACAGCCAUAAAAGGUAGAACUUGUAACAUCCCUGGAUCGUGAUUCUCUUUUCUUCUUGGUAUAAAACCGUUCAGGACUGUUAAGAGGAUUUGUGGUCAAAGCGGUUAAAAGGUGCCAUGGCCCGUCGUGCUUGGUCAUAUUUUAACUGCAUUAGCUCUUACAGGAUGCUAUGGCUGCAGCAGCAAGCAAUGCCACAGGCUUCCCACGGUUUGCUUGAGCACCAAAGUUAGAUCAGCUUGUAUACCUGGUGACAACUUUCCAUGUGGCUCUACUGUGUAACCUCAACUUGAUGGUCACGUUUAGCGUGGUAAUUAAAAUAUUUCAUUCUUUAUCUACAAAACAAAAAGUGCGCGAGAAGAAGGAAACUUGAAGGGAUCAACAGCCUACAAACUUUGCAAGUCUCGGCCUGGAGCCAUCAUUUCGAAAUAUUGACUCUACGAGUAGGGCCUAAGCCUUUCACAUUCUCUAAGCUUAGUCAACCGCAACGGUUCAGUGCCAAGACACCUUAGGAUUCUAUCACAGCUUCAACUGGUCAUUGGUUCUUGUGGGGAAGCAUUGCCAUGUAGGCUACAAAUCGUAAAAAGUGGCACAUUCAAGCAAGAGAGUGUUUUUUGGCUCGGUGCAGUCAGAUCAAAAUAAAGUUGCUUAAUUACUUCUUCUACCAUUCAUUGUUUGUUACCGUAGGAAGGCGGCAAAACCGUUGCGAAAUUUCUUGCUAAGGGCCUGCUUUUUCUGCUGUAGUGGUGUUUUAGGCAUCAAAACUGAAAGCAACGGUGGCGCAAAGCUAAUUCCGACCACUUGGCAAUUUAUGCAUGUGCAGAAGUUCCACCCUAGGGGCCUUUUCUUCGCUGCUGCACAAAGUUGUUGCUGGGUGUAGUUCGUUGUGGGGGAUCUGGGUGCAAUGCAACUGCUGCAAUGCCUGGUGUGAUUGUUUGCUGCCCAAUAAUACUCUUUUUCAUUGUUUAAGACAGGCAAUAGGGGAAGGGGAGAAGGGGGAUGCACUAGUCUUGUGGUGCUGAGCGUGACCAGUCGAAAAAAUUAAUGCCUAAAAAGCAGAAUGUCACAUCACCCUGUCUCAUUUCUUAUAGUGUGUACAAACAGUGGUAGUAGCACGUGCAUGUUUUGUGUGUGUACAUAUAUACAUACAUAUAUAUAUGUAUAAAUAUGCAUAACUGGCAGCGGUAUGCCUAUUUCUUUGAAGAACUUGUUUGUGUGUGACGCACCGCAAUGAACGCUUGUAGGUGUCAGGUACUGAAAAUACCUUGGACACUUGUUUUCACAAAACCUUUUGUCUUUGUUGUGCACCUCUGUCAGAUAAGUCGAUUAGUUGUCUGGUACAACUUUUCGACUGACUAACAUUUGACAAACAAGAGGGCAGUUAUGUUGGUAUUUUUGUUUUUGUAUAGCUACUUGUACAUAAAAAACAGCAGACCUUUGGUCAAUAUUUUUUGUUUUGGUCACGGCUGUAAGAGCCUGGUUUACAGUACGCUAUGCUCCGUUUAGUAGUGUGCUCCUCGAAAAUGACAAGUUUCUUGCCAUUAUGCAACUUUCUUCCCUUUCCAUAUAUGGAUUUUCAAGAGUUUGAUGACCUGCAAGAAUUGGAACAGUCUGAAGGCAUAUAUGGUGCUUAGUCUAUGUGACCCUACUAGCAGCCUUCUUCACAACCAACUGCUUAAUUUUUUUUGAACGCUGGAGCUGGGUGGAAAAAAAAAAACAUAUUUCCUGCAACUCAUCUGUGCAGCCAAGCAUUGUAUUGAGUGCUGCUUUGCAGCAGUCACGAACAAAACUGUGGAUUGCAGCUUUGGGUUCAUGUGCCAUCUGUGAAAAUUCUUUGCUCUCUACUGGCUCCAGUGUUUUGCCAACUUUUGCAUUUGGGGGAUGCCUUUAUGACGUGGUCAGCAUAGCUAGACAAUCUAAACUAGCGAGUGCUAAGCAGCUGACAGGCGUAAAAUGUAACUUGGCGUCUUCUAUUGUGCCACUGCAGUGGCCAAGGCACGCAGGUGCUUGCGCUACCUUGGCACCCAUACAGCUUGUGCCAAAAACUUUUGAGGCCAUAAGAUGCAGAACUUCCACAAUUGCCACGCUUGUGUAGAGCAGGUUCUCUUAAUGUUUGGCAGUGUGGUUGGUGUUAUGAUAGCAUUGGACCUUCAGUUUCACCAUGACAUAUUAGGGCAUUUCUUGAGUCAUAGUACACAGCUGGACUGCUUGGUUUGUUCCUAGGUUUGUCCAAGACAUCAAGACAAGCUUGCUGGCAAUCCACGCAACUUUUUCUACAUUACAGCCAACACACGUGAGGAAAAGAAGACAUUAAAAGUGCCUACUUUGUUUUUUGUGCAUUGUCACUGCUGUAGAAAAGAAGUUGGGGUUGAUAGUACAUCAGGCCAUUUCUUGCAACCAGUGUUUUUAUUAAUGCAGGUGCAUGCCAAAAUUUGUACUAUGAUAUGAUCCUGCUAUCAUUAGGUGGGGCACUGAAUGUGCUUAGCUAGCUAUUUCACCAUGCAGGCUUCAUGUUAUAUGGACAAUGUUUAUUUCUCACGAAUCAUCCACAUUCCAUAAUUCCUCUUAUGCAGGUAGCAUGUUAUCUGGAGUCUCCCACUAUGGAGUGCCUCGUAAUCAAAUCGUGGUUUUGGCACGUAAAACCCCAGAAUUUAAUUCAAUUCAGGUAACAAUGUCGACAGCAUUCAGGAAAGCAUAGCGUGAUGUGCACUAGAGUCACUAGGAAAUGCAGAACAAGAAAAGGCAAGUGCCAUUGGGAGUGGCAUUCACAAAGUUUAUGAUUAGAGGGUAAGUGAAGGGGAUUCAGGUUCGUGCUGAUUUAGAAAACUGUUUAGUUAGGCAAAAAUGCAGCAGAACAAAAACUUCCAAAGUGAAUUCGUCUGUUCGAUCUCAAGUUGACAACUGUUUUGUGGUUGCUGUCAUGUUUAAAAACUGAAGGUUCAGUGCUACCACGGUACAGCUCUGCACAACUGCAACUUUUGGAACUGGCUUGCCUUUACUGAAGACAUCUAAAGACUUGAAUCCACUCUUACCUUUGCGAGCAUUGUAUUUGGUUAAAUUGACCACUUUGGGUUUUUCUUUUGAUGUGUAGUCAAUUCUGGUAAUGUCAAGGUUUCUGGGGCAUUGUUAUUUAUUGACGCAAUGGGUAGCCGAUCCGAUGUGUUUACACGUUUAUCUAUGUAAGCUUACUUCACUAGCUAGUUCCCUUCUUUGAGUUUGAGAGGCAGACCUGCGAAGCUGUUGCUGCAUAAAUUUGUGCCCUUCCUUUUCUUUGAUUGUUAUGAGUGUUAUUGUUAUGUUGUUUGGUAGACGUGAUUUACAAGCCAGCCCUAUAAAUUGGUAUCUUGCGAAAGCCACACCUCAGGGGUGAUGGAAGAGCACAGUCAUUGAGUGUAGGGUUAGUCUUGGAAGUUGCACCGAAAACCCAAAGCUUUGUAUCUACCAUGACGUUUUUUUUUUUUUUUUUUUUUUAACUGUCAAGUUAUUUCUGCUUGAGCCACCAACCUCUCCGUGUUUCUUUCACUUUUGCUGUUUUGCCUGACGAAGAGAGGGUGGAUAACUUGUAUAUUACCUUCUGUAGCCUUUGUGAUGAGAAUGAAAAGAUGUGCUGUGUCUGUUCAAAAAGUUUCAAGGCUUUUUGUCAGUUUUAAGAUGCACAUACAGGCACAGCAAUAUUGGCUGUACGAACAGCAGAGCUUUGUGGCAGGUGUUAUGAGGAUGCACACAGAUUUGAAGUGUAAUCAUCAUCUUGUUUGGCAGUGGCUAAUGGUGCAUAAGGAAACGACACCUACUUCUCUGUUUUAUUUGUACAGACUGUUGUUUGGUUCGGUAUUGCAUUACUCGCAUCUGAUAGUUACAUCUCUGCACCUUUCCAAGGAAGCUGUGAAUGUUGCGAUUACCAUGAAAUGGUAACUUGCGUUGAUAGAACAAAGUAUGUUGAAUUGCAAGGCUGAUGAAAUGGCAACUAUACGCACACUUCUUGCACUCAUGUGACUUUCUGGUCAUAAGGGAGUAUCAGAAUGUUGUUAUAAGCAAAUAAAUUAGCUGAACUGCUGCUACAGGGUUGAAGGAUGCUGUACUCCACUGCUUUUACUCUUUCAUUUUGACUGAGCUGUUUGUGGAGGCUUGUUAACUGAGGAAGUGCGAAAAAUUAAACAAAUGAAAGGCAGGCUGGGACAACAAGCAUUGUUUACUAUAUGAACACAAGUGAAAACAAGCACAUGUCUGGUCCGUGACAUGUUCUUGUCUCAAGAGACGUGCUCUUUACUUAUGUUUACUUUUUUCAUUUGAUGCAGCAGGAUUUGCAAAGUGUUAAAAGCCAAAAGUACGCAUCUAACCAGUCUGCCGAGUAGUAGUGUUUAAUGUGUUAGUAUUCUUAUCCUGGGCCAAAAUGGUGCAACAAUUGUACCACACUUUCAUUAUAUUUCAUGCUUAGUCUCUGUCUUGAGCUGCAUUCUGCCUUUGUUUUCACCAGAAUGGGCUGUUGCAGACAAUGUGUGGCUAGAAUAGAAUAGGAUAAAUAAAGGGCAUAAAGGUCCAUAUUUAAAGGUAUGGAGGGCAAACUAAAUGGUACAUAUAAAAAAAAAUUCCUGACAUUUGAUUUUUGUCAACAUGAAAUGCACAGUCUGCACAUGAAGUGCACCAACACUGGUGCAGUCUUAAUAAUCUUGGGCUAGGUGCCUGGUUUCAAUGGAAUUUUUCUUUCCCCAUCAGCAUUGAAGUCUACAAGCUCUUGACCAUGGAUGCAUGUUCACUAUUUUAGAUAAAGCUAAUGUUGGAAGCAUGACCUUUACUGUCACAACUUCAAAUGUACAUCUGUGAGCGGUGCCUCUUGUAAUGUGCAUGCCUAACUGUCCCUCGGAGAGAUGGUGAUUUGGUAGACCUGAAAAUGUGGAAUGUUUUCUGUGUUAGCGAUAGGCAUUUCCUGGCAGACAUAUUUAUAAGCAUGUAGUCUUGUUAAGAAUUGUAACCAUGUAGAUUUUAAAAUGUAGGCUGGAAGUGUGUACCGGAAAUUUGUGCAGAAAACAGCCGUUUAUUGUAAACUCCACUUACGAGUUAAAAAUUUGUGCCCUCCAUCACUUUGCCAAUAAGAAGAAAAAGAGGUUUUUGUGCUUUCAUGCUUUAUCACAUUUAAGAGCGCUAUUAAAAUGUCACUUUUUUUUUAGCCUAUGCUUGCUUCUUUUGCGUUUUAUUUCUUUAGGAUUCAUUUACUAGCAGGUCUCUUGCUAACGAACACUUCCACUCGCUUACUGUACUUUAAGCUUGCGAAGGCACUUUGCAGCCACUUGAAUAGAAAUGAUUUGUGGACAAUGCAAUCUUGUUGCUUUUUUGUCAUAGUUAAUGUUUCUUUGUCACCCAAGAACAAAAUAUUUAUACAGUAUUUACCUGCAGUGGUCUCCUUACUUGAUGCUUCCCCCCCCCCCCCCCCCCCCAUUUCCUUUAGCUCUCUCCUCUUUGUCCUUGCCACAAUACUUCGAAAAUACACGCCAAAUAUAAUAGAAGUCAAAUGCAGUUGUACAAUGCUGUACAACUGAACUUCGCCUCAACAUGAUAUGCACAGGCUGCACUUUAGUGCACAGACACACACCAUGGUGCAUCUUAAAACAUUGGUCUGUUUGCCUAGGUUUCAUUUGUUUCAUGCAUUCAAAGAUAACACUUAAUUCCUGGGGCUAGAUUUGUAACAAUUCCUUUUAUUCAUAAACUUUUCUUGUUAUACACUGCCGGAAGGCCGAUGCUGGGAAUGGCGGCAGCAUGGAAACGUGCGAGCCAGUGAAGAUGUGUGGAAAAAAAAAUUGUUAAGAAAAUCUGGACCGUGGUGUGCAUUUCAAAUGUGUCUAAAUAAUAUUCCUAACGUCAAGCAGAGUGAACUUGUCAUGGCUGUUUGUUAAGCUUUGCUGGUUUUUCUGAAGUCAUGCCAGCAUCUGAAGUUGAGCAUUCAUGUGUUCAAUUCCGUAAAUUGCUGGAGUACUGCGACAUCUUCACAUAAAUAGUACGUCUGCACACAUGAAAGAGCUUUGUUGAAUAUAUGAAGUUUAUCGCAUGUGUUUGGUAACCUCGUACUGUUGACGAGACUUACUGAGAUGUCCUUGUUUAUUUGUACGGAUGCUAUGCGAGAAAUAUUGUUUUUUGAUGAAAGCUUCUCUGAUACUUGGAGUCUGCUUGUCAAAGCAGCCACAAUUCAUAUAUAAACAUUAUAUAUACUGUACACACAGAAUGAAUGCUCUUUAUUUGUAUAUUAUGUAAACAUAUCAGGUGGAUUGCUCGUUAUUAGGCAUGCAGCCAGUGUUGAUGCACAUUGAUGCGCAAUUGUUUUUGCUGUGGUCUCAAACUGUAGUGUUUAUGCAGUUGUAAGUGCAUAAAGAUGAGAUGGCACCUAUUAAAAUUUUAUCCAUUGA